Molecule: messenger RNA, 2695 nt
Organism: Ilex paraguariensis (yerba mate)
Lineage: Eukaryota; Viridiplantae; Streptophyta; Magnoliopsida; Aquifoliales; Aquifoliaceae
Source: the annotation of a GenBank genome assembly
UUCUCCAAUUGCAACUGAAAAUUGCCUGAAACCCUUGAUUGUUCGUUUUUAGGGUUUUCAGGAGGUGAUAGGACAAAUCCAUUGGCAAAGACGUCACUAGACGAUGUUAAAAAACCCUAAUAAAAUUCAAACCCAAUAUUAAUUUAUAAAAAGUAAACAGUAAUUCCACCGGGACCAUAGGUCUUUUUUUUAAAUUGUCGUCGCGUGAUUUUUUUUCCAGUCAAGUCGUACCUUAGAAUCAGUCCGGAUAUAAUAUAAUACGAUAGCGUUGCGUGAACCUCUUCCUUUAUACCUUCUUAUUCUUCUUUAAAUAAUUCUUCUCUUGAGCUCAUUGAUUUACAAAAGGACAUUCUUCUUCUCCUUUCGUUGUUCUUAAUCUCUCAUUUGUAGGGUGGUUCUGUUGAUAGCUUUUGCUUUGUUUUUGUUGAUUUUGAAGCUUAAUUGGGAUUACUUAAAUUACUGGGUCUUGCGUUUUAUAUCGACCCGUUUCAAUUUUUGCCCCCGUUUUGUUCGAAUCCAUCGGUUUUGUAGUUGAUUUGAACCAUUUAAGGUCUUCUUGCAGUUAAAUCCAAGAAGUUUGAGCUGUUCCCGAAACAGUCAAUAAGUUUCAAUCAUUACUUGAAGAGCUAAAGAAUUAGAAGAUGACGAUUGGAAGUCUUAAACCAGCUAAAGAGAAGAAAUCUCGAAAGGGCAAGCAGGUUGUUGAUGAGAAAGCCCCUCUCUUACCCAGUAAGCAAGAGGAAGAUGGUGGGUUUGAUGAGUUCAAUGGGGCUUCAUUUGGUGGGGCAGUGUUCAAUUUGUCCACCACAAUUGUUGGUGCAGGAAUCAUGGCCUUGCCCGCAACUAUGAAAGUGUUGGGUCUUGUUCUUGGAAUUGCUUUGAUCAUCUUCAUGGCAUUUCUAACAGAGGCUUCAAUUGAGUUGUUGAUCAGGUUUAGUAGAGCUGGCAAAACGGUUUCUUAUGGAGGUGUAAUGGGUGAAGCUUUUGGCAAGUAUGGCAGAAUGUUGCUGCAAAUAUGUAUUUUGGUCAACAAUGUUGGUGUUCUUGUUGUGUACAUGAUCAUUAUUGGUGAUGUGCUUUCUGGAACAACCUCAAGUGGAAUUCACCAUGCUGGUGUCCUGGAAGGUUGGUUUGGAAUGCACUGGUGGAAUGGGCGUUUCUUUGUUCUUCUUGUCACUACCCUUGCUAUAUUUGCUCCAUUGGCAAGCUUAAAACGUAUUGAUUCAUUAAGAUUCACUUCUGCUUUAUCAGUUGGACUAGCGGUUGUGUUCCUGGUUAUUACGGCAGGAAUCACCAUUUUCAAGUUGAUAAGUGGAAGCAUUUUGAUGCCUAGAUUGCUUCCUGAUGUUUAUGAUUUGACAUCGUUCUUUAAUCUCUUCACCGUUGUCCCUGUUCUUGUCACUGCAUACAUCUGCCACUACAAUGUUCACUCCAUAGACAAUGAACUUGAAGACAACAAACAGAUAAAAUCAGUUGUACGAGCCUCGCUUGCUCUCUGCUCAACUGUGUAUGUACUGACUAGCCUAUUUGGAUUCCUUCUUUUCGGUGAUGCAACUCUUGAUGAUGUGCUCGCCAACUUCGACACUGACCUUGGAAUUUCGUAUGGCUCCCUGCUUAGUGAUGCUGUGCGUGUUAGCUAUGCUGCCCACUUGAUGCUUGUCUUUCCCAUUGUUUUCUAUCCAUUGCGGUUGAACUUGAACGGCCUACUCUUCCCUUUGGCCAGGCCUUUGACUUCAGACAACUUUAGAUUUGUAUUAAUCAGUGCUGGGCUAAUUACUCUCAUCUUCUUGGGGGCAAAUUUUAUACCCAGCAUUUGGGAUGUUUUUCAGUUCACAGGAGCAACUGCAGCAGUUUGCAUUGGGUUCAUCCUUCCUGCUGCCAUUACUCUUAGGGACCAUCAUGGCAUAGCAACAAUGAAGGACAAGAUUUUGUGUAUUUUCAUGAUUGUCCUUGCUGUCUUCUCGAACCUGGUGGCCAUUUAUAGCGAUUCCUAUUCCUUGUUCAAGAAAAACGCAUCACCACGCGAAUGAAUUCUCCUGUUUGGGGGCACUGCAGUAAUGGACCUGGCAGUGAUGACCUCUUUUUACCAUGAAGACACUCUGAAGGCCGGAUCAAUCGCAUUGAAUCAGGAAUUCAGAGUUUUCUAUGGUCUGAUGAGUCAAGUUUCAAUAAGGUAAGUAUGCUGAUCAAUUCCUGAAGUUGAGUUGCCUCGCUGAAAGUAUACAGAAGCUUAUAUUCAAUGUGGAUUCUGUAUUCUUCCUGUGCAUUAUUGUAUUGCAGUUUGUUUAAUUGUAGAAGCUGUUUGUUCAAUUGUAUUGAAUGGGGAUUCAGAGUUUUCUAUGGUCUAAUGAGUGGAGUUUCAAUAAGGUAAGUGCGCUGCUCAACGUUUGAAGUUGAGUUGCCUUGCUGAAAGUAUACAGAGGCCUAUAUGCAAUGUGGACUCUGUAUUAUUCCUGUGCGUUGUUGUAUUGCAGUUUGUUUAGUUGUAGAAGUUGUUAGUGGGAUUGGAAUGCAGGUAUAAACAUACAAACGGAUACCUUGGCUAUGUUAUAUGCUCUUUUCUUUCUUCCCAUUUUUUGAUUCUGCCAUUUGUUUCGUCUAUGAUGGGUUUAGAGCAUCUCCAUGAAGCUAGUUAUUUUAUAUUUGUUAGCUAAAAUAAAGAGUCAAACCAUAAAAUUUAACUAAGAGCAACUCU